AUGGCCGAGGUCGACCAUGAGGUUGUGAUCGCCGCCGAUCACGAGGAUUCUGAAGAUAGCCAAUCGGAGAGUGGUCAAACUGCUUCCUCGACUAGCAGUCUUAACAGCUCCAUUCAUCAGCACCGGCUCGAGAACGGAAGAACCUACCACCGAUACAAGGACGGCAAAUAUUAUGCCCCCAACGAUGAAGCAGAGAGCGAGAGGCUAGACUUUCAACACGACAUCUUCCUUUACACCAUCGAUGACAAGCUCGGCCUAGCACCACCGUGCGCCGAGGACGCCAAGGUCGGCCGGGUUCUCGACGUCGGAACUGGCACCGGCAGCUGGGCCAUGGACUUUGGUGACUUGCAUCCCGAGGCCGAGGUCAUAGGUGUCGACCUCUCCCCUGCCCGGGCAGAAUUUGUUCCCCCAAACGUACGAUUCGAGGUUGACGACCUUGAGGAAGAGUGGACGUAUUCACUGCCCUUUGAAUACAUUCACAGCCGCUUCAUGACAGCAAGCAUCAACAACUGGAAGGAGUAUAUUCAGAAAUGUUAUGACAACCUGAUUCCCGGUGGAUACCUCGAGCUUCAGGAUGCCGAUGUCAUGCCGCGUUCUGAUGACAACCUCCUUCCAAAAGAUGCCGCCAUCAUCAAAUACGUUGAUAUGCUCAAGGAAGCAUCCGAAAAGUCGGGCCGCGAGUAUGUUGAGGUCUCAUCGCUGAAGAACCUAAUGAUCGAGGCCGGCUUCGUCGAUGUCGAGAUGCAGAUGUACAAGUGGCCGCACAAUGAAUGGCCCAAGGAGCCGAGGUACAAGAAGCUCGGGUACUGGACCCAGGAGAACUUCGGCGCCGCCCUCGAAGCUAUCUGCAUGGCGCCGUUCACUCGCGUCCUCGAUUGGACCCGUGACGAGGUCAAUGUUUUCCUAAUCGACGUUCGAAAAGACCUGAAGAACAAGAGCUACCACGCGUACUGCCCUGUCUAUUGCAUCUUCGGCCGCAAGCCCGAGAAGGAGGUCACCACGGCGCCUCCGCAGCCGGAGUCCGAGUGA
Colletotrichum destructivum is the source of this 1029-nucleotide messenger RNA. Its product is annotated as Putative S-adenosyl-L-methionine-dependent methyltransferase superfamily. Gene Ontology annotation, molecular function: methyltransferase activity. NCBI's taxonomy places the organism in Eukaryota, Fungi, Ascomycota, Sordariomycetes, Glomerellales, Glomerellaceae. The record is from RefSeq and is a predicted model, not a curated record. The coding region runs from base 1 to 1029 and encodes 342 amino acids. The transcript has 10 exons.